This is a messenger RNA of Pelagomonas calceolata, 663 nucleotides long. Lineage: Eukaryota; Pelagophyceae; Pelagomonadales; Pelagomonadaceae. The record is from the annotation of a GenBank genome assembly.
AUGCGUGUGCGGCGGCACCUCAUCCUCGCGGCCGCGGCGGCCUUCACGGGAGAGCAGCACCUCUUGCGGACGACCGUGCGUUGCCGCGGCACGUUCCGCGACGCGCAGCACGAGCUCAUGGACGGCGGCGCGGCGAUCGAGCUCGCGGGCGACGCGCUGCUCGCCGACGCGCAGCGCAUGGACUUCCUCGCGGCGAACCUGGCGAUCCGGCAGCCGCGCGGCGUGGCCGGCGUUGCCAUCAAGAACGCGGGCCGCGCGAUCGCCGACGCGGGCGCCAAGUUCCGGCACAAGGGCGGCCUCGAGCUGGCCGCCUACGCCGUCGACGAGGCCGGCGUCUACUUCGGGGGCACGGAGUGCGCGAAGUCGCUGGGCCGCCUCGAGGCCCCCGGCGCCGCGCGCGCCGCGCGCGCCGCCGUCGACGUCGCGACCGCGCUGAGCGCCACGGGCAAGGGCCUCUACGAGCAGUCGCCGGCGGCGACGGGCGCGGGGCUCGGCGCCGUCGCCGGGACCUGCGAGGCGCUGGCGGACGCCUUCGACGACGUCCCGGAGCUGCGCGCGGCCGCGGCCCAGCUCCGGGCGGGCGCGGACCGGCUCCGCGAGGGCGGCGCGGUCCUCGCCGGCGACCCGGAACAGCCGAAGAAGAAGAAGCCUCGGCGGUGGUAA